Messenger RNA from Mesorhabditis belari, 3789 nucleotides. Lineage: Eukaryota; Metazoa; Nematoda; Chromadorea; Rhabditida; Rhabditidae. The record is from the annotation of a GenBank genome assembly.
AUGGAGUUUCAACUUUUUGAUUCAAAAAAUAAUGUGAGUCAAGGAAAUUGUCCAUUGCAUAACGAUGAUCCAUAUUCAUGGAUUCUAAACUUACUCGAAGGACUCCUCGCUUUAACAGGAUUGGCGUUAAACUGUCCAUUAAUUGCUGUCACUCACACGAUCUCCACAAUUCCACUGACUCAAAAAAGAUUCUUGACCUCACAAAUCAUCAACUUUGUUUUUCUUUCUGCUUUUCAAUUAGCAAGAAGCAUCUAUUUAUUGCUAGCCAUUUACAGUCCCUGCUUAAACUUGGUCAAUACAAUUAAUUGCAAGCUACAAGAAUUUCCUCUUCUAUUUUUCUAUGUUCACUCGGCUCUUUUGGUGCUGAUCGUUGCUUUGCAGACGAUUCCUAGAUACAAUGCUAAGAUUAACAAACACGAUUUCCUCUCAACGUCAUGUUCGGUCUGGCAAGCGUGUGUUAUCAUUAGUGCUGCUGCAAUCACUUUAUUUUUCACCGCUUUCGAUACGGAUCUAGAAGCUGAAACAAUGACCAAAUGCUCUUUGCUUCUUGCAGUUCGCGAAACCGAGUUGGCUUUUUUAUUAAUCACUGCACUUAUUUCUUUGUAUACUGUAGCAGUUGCCACAAUUUCCAUAGUAGCCACAAAUCGGCUUGGAGAAAAGACAAGAUCAACAAAUUUACUAUUCGCGUUAAAAGAUGUCUUAUUACCAGAAAGUGUUGCUUGGCAAAUUAGUCUCAUCGCUUCGGGAGCUGUCAUUUUGUAUCGAUACGUUUUUGUGAUUGAUUGCAUAGCGUGUGUGAAUUCCUUGCUUGAACUCUCCUUUAUCCUUCUUCCACUCAUCAUCACCGUCAUGCAUCCAAUUUUGACAAUUUGGAACAUUCCCGCUUUCAGAGACGCGGUGAGCCUUGUAUUUCCAGUGAUUGGAAAUGUUUUGCCCGAGUAUCAACCAAUCCCCGAGCUCCCACGAAGUCAGAGCCAUCUUCCAUGCACUCCAAAAAUCUUUCAAUACCGACCAAAUCUCAACAAAAAGGCCACAAUUAGAUUGGAGAUUCCAAUGAGUUCCCUCAGGUGGAUCGUCGGAGCGACGAUUUUAGCCUUUUACUGCUUGCAGACAGAAGCGGCUUUGGCGGCAAUGUCUAUCGAUUUGGGCUCACAGUUUAUCAAGAUUGGCCUAGUGAAACCGGGAAUUCCUAUGGAAAUCGUUUUGAAUAAGGAGAGUAGACGAAAAACUCCAAACAUUGUGUCGAUUCGAAACAAUGAACGACUUUUCGCUGAUGCUGCGGCUGCAUUGGCUAUUAAAUAUCCCAAAUCUGCUUACACUUAUCUAUUGGAUUUAAUCGGGAAAAAAGAUGGAGCCUCAUCGGUGGAAUCCUACAAAAAACGUUUCCCAUUUGCCGCUAUUCAAUUCGAUGAGGAAAGAGGAACUGUCUCCUUUCCUUCAGAAUCUGAAGUCUAUAAUGUGGAAACUCUUCUAGCAAUGAUUCUUUGGCAUUGCAAACAAGAUACUCAAGCAUAUGCAGGACAAACGGUUAAAGAUGUGGUGAUAACAGUGCCUGUUUUCUUUAAUCAAGCUGAGAGAAGAGCUCUUGCAGCAGCGGCAAAAAUCGCUGGUCUCAAUCUCCUCCAAUUGCUCAAUGAUGGUUCUGCAGCUGCAUUAAAUUAUGGAGUUUUUAGAAGAAAAGAAAUCACUGAACAAGCGCAAACGAUGUUGAUUUAUGAUAUGGGAGCCUCGAAGACCACUGCUACAUUGGUUGAAUAUCUUCUUGAAGAGGACAAAGUAAAGAAAGAAAAGAAUCCGGUGGUGAGAACGAUUGGAGUCGGCUUUGAUCGAACCCUUGGUGGCCUUGAAAUGACUCUUCGAUUGCAAAAACACCUUGAGGAGAUCUUCAGGAAAACGAUUAAGGCUGAUACUGAUAUCGCAACAAAUCCGCGAUCGAUGGCAAAAUUAUUUAAAGAGGCUGAAAGGGUGAAACAGGUUCUCUCAGCUAACGUUGAUCAUUACGCGCAAAUCGAAAGUGUUCAUGAAGAUCGGGAUUUCAAAGCAAAGGUGUCUAGAGAAGAGCUAGAGGGUUUAAUUGCCGAUUUGGAGCCGCGCUUCUUGCAACCGAUCAAUGAUGCUCUCGAAAUGGCUGAUUUCACGAUUGAUAAGGUUGAUCAAAUCGUUUUGCUGGGCGCAGCGACGAGAACGCCGAAAGUGCAAGCCGCGAUUCAAAAGAUUCUCAAUGGAAAAGAGUUGGGACGAUUCUUGAACACUGACGAAGCCAUUGCUUUGGGUGCCUCGUAUCAAGCCGCUCAUCUCAGCAAAGCUUUCCGAGCUUUGCCAUUUGGUGUGCAAGAGAUUCAACUCUAUCCGAUUCAGGUGAGCUUCCUCUCGAAGAAUGAGACCACUGGUGAAGAGAAGCAAGUCUCUCGGACUCUCUUUGGCGCAAAAACCCAUUACCCAGCUCCGAGAAAAACUGUGUCUAUGACCUCGUACAAUGACGAUUUCACCAUUUCUCUCAACUAUGGAAGUGUUCCUGGAUUGAAUAAAGAGCAAGAAGAAGCCUAUGGAGCAAGGGAUUUGGCUUCGGUAGCUAUUGGAGGAGUCGCUGAGGCAAUCAAGAGUCACACCGCCGAAGAGGGAGCUGUGUUCAAGGGAGUUAAAGCUCAAUUCUAUUUGGAUCAAUCAGGAAUUGUUUCUGUGACGAAAGCACAUGCAAUUAUUGAACUUCCACCAGUGAUUGAGACUGAGCCAACGAUAGCACCGAAAAUUGAAGAGGAGACAAACAAAGAAACGAAAAAUGAGGAUCAAGCCAGUGAAGAGAAAUUAGAAAAAGAAGAACCAAGAAAAGAUGAGGAGAAGAAAGAUGAUACUGAAGCUAAAGAUACUGAGGAAGUGAAAGCUAAGAAUACGACAAUCAAAGAGCCACCAAAGCCGAGAUCAGUUAAAGCCGAUUUGACGGUGAAAGUCGAGGAGAAGGAUUUGAAACCACUCAGUGAACAUGCAACACAUUUCGCUAUCGAAAUCUUAGCCGCUUUUGAGAAAAAGGAGAGCGAGAAGUUGGAAAGAGAGGCGGCAAUGAAUGGACUAGAGGCUCUUGUCUAUGACUUAGCUGUUAAGGUAGAAGACGGUGAAGAGUUUGCUGAAUAUUGCACUGAUGAGGAGAAGCAGAAAAUUCGUGAGGAGGCGGCUAGGCUGAGAACUUGGAUGGAGGAUGAGACUGACAUCAACACGAAAACGGAAGAAUUCGUCGCGAACAAGAAAAUCCUUGACGAUCUGGCUGCAAAACCGAACAAGAGGAAGAAGGAGAGACUCGAAUUGCCAAAAGCUGUUGAAGCCCUGGACAACAUGUUGAAUCAAUCACAUUUCUUCAUUGAUUCAGCCGACAAUUUGACUGCCACCACACUCGAUGAUCCGGUGUUCACCAUUGUGGAACUUGACGUUUUGCGUAAAAUGAUCACUGAUACAGAAACUUGGUGGACAGAGAAACAAGAGCUUUAUGUAAAACAACAAAAAAAUGAGGAUUCUGUGGUGACUGUCAAGGAAUUAUCGUUAAAAAUUCGUGAUUUGGAUCGUGAAGUCAAGUAUUUAUUGAACAAGUUGAAAUUUCAUGUUCCAAAGAAAAACGAUGAGAAAAAAGAGGAGAAAAAGGAGGAGACGAUUGGGGAAAAUGAUGGAGAAGAAAAGAAUGCGGAUGGGGAAAAGAAAGACGAAAAGAUCGUCGACGAAGAGCUAAAAGAGAAAACUGAUGAGACGAUCGAAACCCAAGAACCCGAAAAAGACAAAAAACCCCAUGAUCCAGCUGAAUUC